This is a messenger RNA of Cooperia oncophora, 360 nucleotides long. Lineage: Eukaryota; Metazoa; Nematoda; Chromadorea; Rhabditida; Trichostrongylidae. The record is from the annotation of a GenBank genome assembly.
AGAAGAAAAGUCACGACCAGCUUUCAGCCUGACAUCGAAAAAGGUGGUAAAAAUACUGAGUUUGGAUUUGAUGAUGCCUCUAUUAGAGCGGGAUUUGUCCGAAAAGUCUUUGCCAUCGUGGCAAUUAUGGUAAUCGCUAAGCCAAUCCAAGAUUGUCUGAUUUGCAUACUCAUGGUGACACCUGUUAUUGUAGUUACGGAACUGAGGGAGCUGAUGAUUGAAAACAGAUGGAUAUACCUCCCUGCAUUGGUGGUAUUCUUUAUAUCGUAUUGUGCACUAUUGUGCUGUCAAACAAUGGCUAGGAAUUUCCCUAUGAACCUCAUUAUGUUGGCGCUAUUCGUAAGUUCAAACAGUUUAUGA